Messenger RNA from Diaporthe amygdali, 1476 nucleotides. RefSeq lists its product as uncharacterized. The record is from RefSeq and is a predicted model, not a curated record. NCBI's taxonomy places the organism in Eukaryota, Fungi, Ascomycota, Sordariomycetes, Diaporthales, Diaporthaceae. Bases 1 to 1476 code for a protein of 491 amino acids. The transcript has 2 exons.
AUGCAGAAGCGCGCUGUCAACAGGGUCACCAAAGCGACAAACUUCCGCCGACCCAACCGCAGGAUCGACGAGGACCAAUUGGCCGCCCACUUCGAGGGCACCGAAGAGGAACACGCGCUCUAUCGCGCCGCCGCCGCGGUUGCGAGCGCAGAGGGCCAGGAUGUUGACGCCGACGAGGCCGUGAUGGAGGAAGUGGGCAACGCCUUCAAGAACGAACAGCCACAACAUGAAGUUGACGUAGACGGCGACGGCGAAGGCGAGGCCGAUGUCGACCACGAGGCCCACCAACACGCCGGCCACGACAUGCAGGGCGACGCGCUGGACCACGAGAUGCCGAUGGCGCCCAUGAGCGCCGAGUCGCACCACCAGCAGGCGCAACACAUCGCCCACCAGCACCACGAGCCACACAACCUUGACGACAUCCUCGGCCACCCGAGCAUGACCUACGCGCAAGCUGCCGCGGCAGCAGCAGACCUCCAGCCCCCGCCGCCUCCCCAGCCGAACGUCGGCGGAGCCGCCAUCUCAGCCCCGCAGCCCCUCGUCGCGGCCACCGACUUCCAGCCGACGCCGUCAACGAGCCAACACACGUCACAGGCUCUGCCCGGCCAAUCCCUCGGGCCAGCGCCGGCGAAUUCUACCCAGCAACAACAGCAGCAACAAGAACCCCAGCAGCCGCCGGCCAAGACGACGGAGCAGAUGGCGGAGGAGUCCGGGUACGCGGGGUUCAAGGUGGACAGCGCGUUCGCGAAGCGCAUGUCGCGCGACCCGGGCCAGCGGCUGGCGGAGCAGCGGCGGCAGGGCCAGGACCUGAACCUCGUGCGGCGCAGCAACGUCGAGGCGCUCUUCGCGCAGAUCGCCGGCUCCGAGGCCGCCAACCCCUGCGCCCACUGCCGCAAGGGCCAGGGCCCGUGGACCGUGUGCGUCGUCUACAGCGGCCAGAUGAUGGGCAGCUGCGCCAACUGCUGGUUCAACGCCUCCGGGUCGAGGUGCUCAUUUCACGAGAAAUCGCAACCGCCCUUACCUGGUGCGCACCACCCCUACGCGACCCUUCCAGUGGCGAUGCCGGUCCUCGGCCAAGAGCAAGGAAUAGGCGUAGGGCCAGGAGUCGGCGGCGGAGGCGGGGGCGGCGGGCACAUGGGCUCGCCAGCGCAGCUCCACGCCGCGCAGCUGUGGCAGGCGCCCGCCGCACUGUUCUCGCACGACGCCGGUGUUAAGCACACGGUGCAGGGCGCGUUGUUGCAGGUGCGGCAGGCGGACCGGUACACGCGGGCGCUGAUCGAGGUCGAGGUCGCGGCGAAGCAGCUCGCGCUCAAGAUCGUGCAGGCCGAGGAGCUGGCUGCCGGCCUCGGCGUGGGCGUCGGUGUGGACGGCGAGGAGGAGGGCCAUGUUGACGAGGAUGAGGAUGUCCAGCGCGGUAGUGGGUACGAGUCGCCCGCGCCGGGCGGCAACGGCAUGCCGGAGGACGGGGAGCCGUGA